AUGGCAAAAAAAUUGUUUGCCUCCAGAGACAAAUAUACGCACUUGAAUUUAAUGAUAGAUUCAGUGCUGGAUCCUACAGACUUGCGAGGAUUACUACGGAUGGACAAAAGUGAUUUUGACAAUUUGUUGGCAAUGGUAGCUCCUUUAAUUAAACGUCAAGACAGUCAAUUCAGACAAGCGAUUACGCCUAUUGAGAGAUUAAUGAUGCCAACAAAUAGUGAAGAAUGGAAGGUGAUAGCUAAACGCUUUGAAGAAAGGUGGAACUUUCCACAUUGUGUUGGUGCAUGGGAUGGAAAGCACAUACGUAGCGGCACCACCAAAUUGCGGUUCUUAUCAUUAUAUUAUAAAAAUUUUCAUUCGGUAGUGUUAAUGGCUUGCGUUAAUGCUGAUCGGCAAUUUAUGUUUGUCCAUGUCGGUACAAAUGGUCGCAUGUCGGACGGUGGGGUUUUGGCUGACACGGGAUUUUACGGAAAAAUUGACCGCGGUUACUAUAAUCUUCCAGCACCAGACAAUUUCGGUAAUGUCGAAAGAAUGCCUUAUGUUUUCAUGGUGAUGAGGCAUUUUCAUUAA
Molecule: messenger RNA, 570 nt
Organism: Ctenocephalides felis (cat flea)
Lineage: Eukaryota; Metazoa; Arthropoda; Insecta; Siphonaptera; Pulicidae
Exons: 2
Coding region: 1-570 (189 amino acids)
Source: RefSeq, a predicted model, not a curated record